Carica papaya (papaya) is the source of this 1657-nucleotide messenger RNA. NCBI's taxonomy places the organism in Eukaryota, Viridiplantae, Streptophyta, Magnoliopsida, Brassicales, Caricaceae. The record is from RefSeq and is a predicted model, not a curated record.
CAACUCCACAGAGAAAACGAAACUUGGGCUGUUCAUUGUCACAUGCCCCCAUCAGAAUCUCUCUAUCAGGCAACAAAACCCUGUCUCCAGCAAAUACAUAUAAAUACAGCCAUCUCGAUCUUUGUUAUAUACACGCUCAUAUGCAUAUAUAUCAUCCCUUCUGUCAUAAUUACUUCGAAUCUGUACAUCUUCGAUUUUCUAUCUAUACGAAAUUUUCAGUUUCCGUUUCAAAUAAGAAAAACAGAGCACAUAACCUAGAGAACAUUUCCAGACUCCUCUUACCAGGCAGAAUCUGAUCGAAGCAAUCAUUUACCGCUAUAACUCUGUAUUUAACUCGAUUCUGUUCCUUAUCUAUCAAGGUCUUCUUCUUGGUUUCUUUCUGUUUGUUGAACUCUCUCUCUCUUUCUUGAUCUGAGUCUUCUUUUGCCUGUUAUAUAGAGAGCUCUUUUUCUUAUCUGCGUACGAUUAAAUCUUGCUAGUUUACUGACUAUGAGGAAGAGGGAGAGGGAAAACCCUUGUGCCGUUUGUGGGCACUAUCACAAGUACGAAGAAGGAGAGGUUUGCGGGAUUUGCGGCCACCGGAUUCCGGCUAGCUCCGAGAAAAGCUCUCCCCAUGUCAGUGCGUUCCCUUCGGAGAUCUUGCCCGAGUUCCUCUAUCUGGGAAGCUACGAUAACGCGUCCCGGUCUGAACUUCUCAAGACUCAAGGAAUUUCUCGUGUUCUCAAUACUGUUCCUUCUUGUCAAAACCUCUACAAGAAUUCAUUUACCUAUCACUGCCUUAAAGAUGACAAAACUUUACAGUUUGAUGAUGCUGUUGAAUUUCUAGAGCAAUGCGAGAGGGACAGGGCACGUGUUCUUGUGCACUGCAUGUCAGGAAAAAAUAGGUCACCAGCUAUUGUGAUAGCUUUCUUGAUGAAGAGUAGACGAUGGAGGCUUACACACAGUUACCAAUGGGUGAAAGAAAGGAGAUCAUCUGUUGACUUGAAUCCUGCUGUCUACAAACAGUUGCAGGAAUAUGAACAGAAGCUCUUUGGAUCAAUUGAUAAUACCAACCCUGCCCUGCCUGUCUUACCAUCAGGAGUUGCUGCAUCCUUCAGCUUUGGUUUUCCUAGGGUCAAUAAUCCGGCACCUGCCCCUACUUUCAAUAGCGUUGGUGGUACCUCCAUAUUUGCGCGCCCUCUAGUGGACAUUCCUCAAGAGUUCACGUUUGGAGCCAGCCAGAUAAGGGAUAAUAGUAUUAUCAACAGCCAAUUUGGCAGCAACUUAUCAAACCCAAAUGGAAGUGAUUCUCCCAUGGAUGGCUCUUGAAUCACAAAACUUCUCUUUUGUAUCAUCAACCAUCAGCCAGAAGUUUCAUGCACCCUGAUUCUGUUGAGUCCCUCUGUAAAACUUGGCUGUGAAGUGGAAGUAAAUGAUCAAAACUCUUUGGUUUGUUGGAAUUGACGUGGCAGGAUAUCCCCUUUGGGGACCAUGUCACAGGAAAUGCACAUUCUCUUGCUCAUUCCUUGAUCGCAUACAAGUUCAUCUUUUUCUACAGAUCUUUCGUCAAUAAUGUAUUCCUCGAUUUGGUUGUGGCAUGCUCCAUAUUAGCAUAAAUUGUACUCAUGCUGCAUUUCAUGUCGUGCUCUUUACAUAGAAUAACAAUUUGCCAAUCCAA